GUGGUGACCCUGUGAAUGAGAAUCCAACGCAAAUAUAUACAAGAAAAUUACCAGCAGCCCAGGACUAUUAGACCCAAAAGGAAGACUCACAGGUACUUCUCAAACUCUUCAGCUUUCUUAAAAAACGCUGCAAGCCUUUUUCCUCUUCUUCAAUUCCUACUCUCUGAUUUUCUCUUUACUUCAAUUAUUCUCAUAAUUCCUUUGUCAAAGCUAUUCAUAAUGGCUUUCAUUGGAGAGGCUGCUCUAUCUGCUUUCUUUGAGGCCUUGUUUGCAAAGUUUACCUCUUCCGAGUUCGAGUUUAUCACUGACAAAAGGGUUCGAAAGGAGAUUGAGAAAUGGAAGCAGACAUUGAAGAAUAUCCAUGCAGUGCUUGCUGAUGCAGAGUGGAAGCAAGUGCGGAGUGAUGCUGUGAAGAUGUGGCUGGCUGACCUCAAAGACUUGGCUUACGACUUGGAUGACAUCUUGGACGAGUUUGCCACUGAAGCUUUGGGGCGCAAGUUGGUGAAAGAACAUCAAGCCAGCACCAGUAUGGUACCAAAGGUUAGGCCUACUGGUUUACAACCAAGUUCCAUCAUGUUUAAUUAUAAGAUGAUGUCCAAGAUCAAAGAGAUUACUAGAAGAUUGGAAGGUUUAGCAACACAAAAGAGUAACUUGCAGCUAACGGAGAUCAGUGUUGGAAUGUCUAUGACAAUCCCAAGGAGGCCGCCAAGCACUUCUUUGGUGAAUGAAACCUAUGUACGUGGCAGAAACAAAGAGAAGCAGGAGAUACUUGAUUUGGUUUUGAGCAACGAUGGUGGUGAUGGUGGAGUUUCUGUGAUUCCCAUAGUUGGCAUGGGAGGAAUUGGAAAAACAACCCUUGCUCAGCUUGUUUACAAUGACGACAGCAUAAAAGAUCAUUUUGAUCUUACAUCAUGGGUAUGUAUUUCAGAUGAAUUUGAUGUCGUUAAGAUAACAAAAGCAGUUCUACAAUCGGUCACUUCUGAGCCUUGCGAUGAAAAGGAGUUCAAUUUGCUUCAAGUCAAACUGAAGGAGAAGCUAUCCAGAAAGAAAUUCUUGCUUGUUUUGGAUGAUGUUUGGAACGAGAAAUACAGUGCGUGGUUGGAGCUUCGACCCCCUUUCGAUGCAGGGGUCCCAGGAAGCAAAAUAAUUGUUACAACACGUAGUUCCAAUGUUUCAUCCAUUAUGAGAACUACUGCAGAUUACUCGUUGCAAUACUUAUCAAAUGAAGAUUCUCUCUCUGUACUUGCUUGUCAUGCAUUAGACAGAGGGGACUUUACUGAGCAUCCAGACCUGGAAGAGAUCGGCUUGAAGAUUGUGAAAAAGUGUGGUCGCUUGCCUUUGGCAAUUAUAACCAUUGCAGGGCUAUUGCGCACUAGGGUGAAUCAUGAUGCAUGGAAAGUGAUAUUAAAGAGUGAUAUUUGGAAGCUAUCUGAAGAGAAAACUAACAUAGUUCCAGCUCUUUUGUUGAGUUACUAUUCUCUUUCUUCACAAUUAAAGCAAUGUUUUGCUUAUUGCUCUCUAUUUCCUAAAGAUUAUGAAUUUAGCGUGGAAGAAACAGUCCAAUUAUGGAUGGCAGAAGGUUUUCUAAAUGGAGCAAACACUGAAAGGAGAAUUGAAGAUCUGGGUAGGGAGUGCUUUGAAGAAUUGGUGUCAAGGUCAUUUUUUCAAGCAUCUGGCAGGGCUCAAUCUUUGUUUGUAAUGCAUGACCUGAUUAACGAUCUGGCUCAGUUCGUUGCAGAAGAAACAUAUUUUAAAAGGGAGAGAAAUGAGGGAAUGAAGAACCCAAGUCGCACUCGUCACUCUUCUUAUGUCAUCGGUGAGUAUGACGGAAUCAAAAAGUUUGAGACCUUUUUUGAAGCAAAGUCUCUACGGACCUUCUUGCCAUUUGACACAAUGAUGCCGUUGCAGUAUGCUAAGUGCUUCUUAAGCGAUAACGUUCUCGAUGAUUUACUGCCGAGAUUGAAAUGCUUGAGGGUGCUCUCUUUGAAAAGGUACCACAUCUCCGAAAUACCAGAUUUUAUUAGAAUCUUGAAACAUCUACGUUAUCUAGAUUUCUCUUAUACUGGUAUUCGAAGUUUACCUGAUUCUUUAUGUACCCUUUACAAUUUAGAGACUCUUUUGUUAAGAUUUUGUAAGAAGCUGGAGAAAUUGCCCUCAAAAAUAGGAAUUUUGAAAAACCUAUGCCAUCUAGAUAUUAAUGGUGCAGUUUCUAUAAAGGAAAUGCCAAGUGGAAUUGGUGAAUUAACAAAUCUCCGAGCAUUGUCUGAUUUUAUUAUCGGUCAAGCAGAUGGACUAAAUAUAAGAGAGAUGCAGAAUUUAUCAAAUCUCAAAGGUCAGCUUUGUAUUUCUGAAUUGCAUAACGUGGAUGAAGCAGAAUAUGUACAUGAUGCUAAGCUUUCUAGCAAGUCUGGCCUCGAUUAUUUAGAGUUGAAAUGGAGUGAAGACUUCAAUGAGGAUUUAAGAAAGAAAGAAGUUGAGACAGAAGUGUUGAAGUUGCUCCAACCUCAUAAAGAUAUCAAAGAGCUUGCCAUCAAGCAUUGUGCUGGCAUAUUGCUUCCUAUUUGGAUAGGGGAUCCUUCAUUUCGAAAGUUGCGAUAUUUAGAGUUUGAAGAUUGUCGAAAUUGUGCAUUAUUACCCGCAGUUGGAAAGCUACCAUUUUUAAAACAUCUUUACAUCAAGGGGAUGAGCAGUGUGAUUAGUGUUGGCAAGGAAUUCUAUGGAGACAAUUGCCCAAAUGUAUUUCCAUUGUUAGAGACAUUACAUUUUCAUGAUAUGCCAGAAUGGGAAGAGUGGGAGCCUUGUGAAGUUGUUGAAGAAGGUAGAAAAUUCAGUUGCCUCCAAACCCUCUUCGUUACAAAUUGUCCUAAAUUGGUUAGAACUUUGCCCGACGGCCUUCGAUCUUUGGAGAAACUUGUAAUUUUGAAUUGCCCAGAAUUGGUAGUUUCAAUUUCAAAUCUUCCAAAGCUAUAUGAAUUAAAAAUUUUUCGAUGCAAGGAAGUAGCAGUUGAGAGUUCCAGUGAUCUUUGGUCAGUGAAAAAAAUCUUUCUUUUGGACAUUGCAAAGUUUGAACGUGUAACAAAAGAAAUGAUGAUGUUAGAGUCGAUGAAAGUGGAAUAUCUCACUAUCCGUGGUUGUUGUGAGGAGCUAGCUUCUUUAUGGCAAACAAAGUGGGGGUGGUUGGCAUCUUUGAGAUCUCUUCGUAAUUUAGCGAUUCAAUUUUGUCCGCAAAUUGUGUCUAUAGGGGCUGCGAAGGAGGAGGAACAAGCAGAGCUUUCGCAAUUAGACAUACCCUGCAACAUUGAACAUUUGACAUUACAAAUUUGUGAAGGCUUAGAGAAGUUAUCAGCUACCAUGCAGAACCUCUCAUGUCUUAGAACGUUAAAUCUUGGGGGGUGCCCAAAAUUGGUUUCACUUUUGACAGAUAACUUGCCUCCAACUCUUAAAAAUUUGGAGAUCUACGGUUGUGAUAAUUUGGAAUGUUUACUGGAUGACAGAGAGGAUAUCAAUUUCAGCAGCACAUCUCUCCUUGAAUAUCUUAGAGUCAACCAUUGUGGAGCUCUAAAAUCAUUAUCAUCAAGCGGUAAGUUACCUGUGAGGCUUAAAUCUUUGACAAUCUGCUGCCCAGAGCUUGAUUAUGUAGCGCAUGAAAUUGGGGAUAAUAUUUGUCUUGAAUCUAUUGAGCUCGUCGAUUGUACAAAUAUUAAUUAUUUACCCCAAGGACUGGACAGGCUGAGCUGUCUUCAGAGAAUUCACCUCCAAAGUUGUUCAAAUCUGGAUUGUUUCCCAGAAAGUGGUUCCCCUGCCUAUAACCUCAAAUCUGUACAUCUCUCUGGAUGUGAACUUGAAGUUCUGCCCAACUUCUACUCUCUUCAGGAGUUGUCGAUAAGUGAUUGUCCAAUGACGAAAUCAAUCGGAGAAGCAGGUUUGCCUACCAACCUGACGUCACUUGCCAUAGAGGAUCCCAAUUUUAGUAAGGCGGUAAUGGAGUGGGGAUUGCAUAGACUCACCUCUCUUAAAGAACUUAGCAUUGUUGGUAGUGAUUUGAUAGAUGUCGUGUCGUUUCCACGUGUGAAGAUGGGAAUGAAUAUGAAGCUGCCUCCUUCUCUCGCCAGUCUUGAAAUCAGAUAUUUCGAAAAUCUAAGAAAGCUAUCCUCCAAAGGCUUUCAAAACCUCACCUCUCUUCAAUAUUUGAGCAUCGAGGAAUGCCCAAAGCUCAAAUCCCUUCCCAGAAAGGAAAUGCUUCCCUCCCUUUUGGAUCUACAUAUUUAUAGUUGUCCAGUGCUGAAGAAAAGGUACAGAAGGGACAAAGGAAAACUAUGGUCCAACAUUGCUCACAUACCAUGUGUUUACAUUGACGGUGAAUUCCAAUGAUCAAGGUGGAAGAAUAAUUAGAGCAUGUAUGAAGGACUCAGCUUUUUUCCAGAUGUUUAACCCUAGAAGAGGGUUUUAUAGACAAGUCUCUAAUGGUGUUGAUAGAUUGUUGGAUGUGGCCUUGUCUUGUUUCUACAAGAGGAGACAGGAUUGAUAUUAGAAGAGGGAUUUCUAUCCAAAGGCUUUCAAAAUCUCCGGACCGAAAAAAUUGAAGCAGGGAGGAAAAAGAAACUGGAAAAGAAGGAAAAAGAGCACAACUUUGAUAUUCUGGCACUGUUUUGUGGUUCUUAUAGAUUUUUUUCUGUGGUUGCGUGGAUACUUUCAAUACCAACUUUCGAGUUAUGUGGUAAAGAUUUUGUGGAAGAAAUGCAUUUCCAACGGAAGCCAGGUAACUAUAUGGAUAACAAAAUUCAUGCAUUCUAAAGCUCUCUCAGGAUUCAAUGACAGGAAGUUCUUCCGGUAGCAUUAUCGAACUGAUUUCAUCGUUAU
Durio zibethinus is the source of this 4860-nucleotide messenger RNA. Lineage: Eukaryota; Viridiplantae; Streptophyta; Magnoliopsida; Malvales; Malvaceae. The record is from RefSeq and is a predicted model, not a curated record.